AUGGCACCCUUGUCUUUGAAAGCCAAAGGCCUCGGCGCCGCCGUGGCUGUCUACCUGUUAGGCCAGCCGAUCCAGUGCCCGUUCAUCGCUGGCCCUCUUAUCGGCGAUGCUGUGGCCAUGACCGUCGCCCAGGUCGGCUCCGCGGCAGCCAGCUUCGGUGGUGCGAUUGCCGGGGCGGCAGCUGGAUCUGACAGUAAGAGAAGCUUCGAUCUAAAUGGCCGUGCCGUCCAGGUCGAGGCGCCCGAGGGAGUCCCCCAGCACAACUUUGAUCAGUGCGUGGACAGCUUGAUGGACCCGGCAGUCACUGUGACGGUGACCGGUCCUGUUGAGAACAACGGUGUCCAAAUUGACGGCCUGACCUCUCAGUGCAUGGUUCUGAGUAACGUCAUCACCGGCGAUGUGGAGGGCCCCGUGGCCACUCCCUGUGGCUCUGCAUGUCUGCUGUACAACAACCUGGACUCGGACCAGUAUUCGCAGAUGCAGUCCACCUUUGAGGAAUUGAAAAACCUCUAG
This is a messenger RNA of Aspergillus versicolor CBS 583.65, 513 nucleotides long. RefSeq lists its product as uncharacterized. NCBI's taxonomy places the organism in Eukaryota, Fungi, Ascomycota, Eurotiomycetes, Eurotiales, Aspergillaceae. The transcript is spliced from 2 exons. Bases 1 to 513 code for a protein of 170 amino acids. The record is from RefSeq and is a predicted model, not a curated record.